AUGUUAUCCAACGGGGCUGCGUUUAAGGAGCUUCGAAGUGCCCUUGUCGCAAAUCUUGCAAGGCAUCCCGUCUUGCUGUCCUAUAUCAUCACCGACGCCACUUCCCUCGAAUCACAGCUCGGGCUCUAUAUCAUUCUCCGCCAGAUUACAGAAAUGCUCGACCAGUGCAUCAAGAGCGAUCUAGUCGUAGACAGCCUCGAAGAUGCCGCUGAAAUCACCACGAAAUACCCAUUUCGUAUGCCGGCGCUGCUUCCAGGCCCUCUCUUUGCCGCCCUUCUGAUCCUCGUUCGGGAGAUGCAGUCAGCCGCAAUUAUCACGAGCUUUGCCCACACGGUGCUCGACAAAACUACUCACGGCAUGUUCCAUCGCGACAUCGACAUGGCUCUCAGUGGCCAGCCACUCGAAUUGCUUUUUUGCCAUCACGCCCUGUGGCCCAUCCCUACCCCGGAGAUCAUCAUUCCACCCGAUCGAGUCCACAGAGGUGGAGAAGUCGCCGUCUUCGCCGCCCCUUCCAUUACGCGUCUUCGUCAGCAGUAUCCCCAUCUGACUGCUUCUAUCGUCGUGCAAGCAGCCCUGAUCAUCUUCAUUCGUUCCCGCACCAACCACAGUCAGGCUCUAUUCAUCAACAUCAAAGCAGCGCAUUAUGAGUAUCCAUUCGCAGAGUACGGAGACUCUUUCCCCCCAUCGUCUAUCAAGACGCAUCCCGACGCAGUCGACGUCGCCGGCUCAAGCUUUAACUGGGCUUUGAGCCUCGUAGCCUUCCGCCCCGACGAGACAGUCCUCGACUUUUCGACUUGA
This is a messenger RNA of Aspergillus homomorphus CBS 101889, 798 nucleotides long. RefSeq lists its product as uncharacterized. The transcript is spliced from 4 exons. The record is from RefSeq and is a predicted model, not a curated record. The coding region runs from base 1 to 798 and encodes 265 amino acids. Lineage: Eukaryota; Fungi; Ascomycota; Eurotiomycetes; Eurotiales; Aspergillaceae.